GUAAUGGUGUGAAUCAAAACCAAAAUUGAUUAAAUUAUCAAUAAUUGUCUUAAUUUCGUUAUUUGAUUUAAAUUUAGGUUUGACUUGAAUUAUGUCUAUCACAACACAAGUAAUGAUUUUACUGUCAAUCACGUGUGGCAUAGCCUUAGGUAUGCCCACCGGUCAGCCCCAGACUUUUGUCAUGAACACUCCGUACGGACCGCAAGUGUUUAGGCAACAGACGGCAAGCGAUGGCUCCCAGUUCUGGCAAUCGGUUGGACCGGGAUAUUCACAUACAUCCUUUGUCAGUGGCGGCAAUCCAAACAACGGCUUUCAUUUCGAUUCAAUGAGCACUGGAAGCGCCAAUGCCUUCGGCAAUGGUUUUAAUAUGGGUUCCAUGGGUGGUAUGGGUUCCGGAAUGUCUAUGGGAUCCUUUAUGGGCAAUGGAGGCGGUAUGACAGGCAUGGCUAUGGGCUCCGGUAUGUGGCCAAUGAUGCAACCCAUGCAACCAAUGCAACCAUUCAAGUGGUGGCCCUCCAUCUUCUCCAACAAUUAGAUAACAAUCUUCUUAUCUUAUGUUUGGUUUUUUCUGUCUCUCACUAUUAAUUUAAUCAGUUUUUGCUAUAAUUGUAAUUAAAUAAUUACAUCUAAUUGUUAUGUGAAUUCUGUUAUCAAUAAAAAUAUUUUUAUUUUGGUUUGCAUUUAAAAA
Medioppia subpectinata is the source of this 688-nucleotide messenger RNA. NCBI's taxonomy places the organism in Eukaryota, Metazoa, Arthropoda, Arachnida, Sarcoptiformes, Oppiidae. The record is from the annotation of a GenBank genome assembly.